GGGCUGGGGCUCAGCCUCAGCGCCGGCCGCCGCUCGCUGCCUUUCCGGCCAUGAGCCCCCCGCCCGUGUCGGUGUCGGGGCCGGGGCCGCGGCGGGCGGGCUGCGGGCGCUGAGCGAUGUCGCGAGCGGCGGGCGGCGAGUGCCGCAAGGAGGCUGCGGGUUGGGAGGGCGAGGAGGGGCAGUGCGACUCGGGCAUCGAGUCACUGCGCUCGCUGCCGGGCGGGAGGGAGACCCCCGCCGCCGCCGAGACCCCCCCCGCCGCCGCCGGGAUCCCGCCCGCUGACACCUUUGCCGAGGCCGCUGCUGCUGAGGAGCGGCUCGACUCCAGCUACGGCUCCGGCGCCCUUCCCGAACCCCUGCCCGCGCUGCCGGCCGCCUGCCGCGCCGAGGAGCCGCCGCCCGAGGGGCUCAGCCGGCAGCAGCUGGAAGCUCUCACCUACCUUUCGGAGGAUGGAGACACGUUGGUUCACCUGGCCAUUAUCCACUGCGUCCCAGCUGUGGCACUCUGCUGUAUCGCUCAUCUGCCCAGGGAGGUGCUGGAGAUUCAAAAUGAUCUUUUCCAGACCCCGCUGCACCUCGCCGUGUACCUGGAGCAGCCCUGUGUGAUCCAGGCACUGAUCCACAAGGGAGUGAACCCCGGGCUGCAGGACCGCAACGGCAACACGCCGCUGCACCUAGCCUGCGAGCAGCAGCACAUGCAGUGCGCCCAGCAGCUGCUGCAGGGCACGGCCCCGCCGCAGGGCACCCCACAGCCCCAUGGGCACCACCACAACCUGCAGCUCCAGAACUGGCAAGGCUUGGCCUGUCUGCACAUCAGCACCUUGAAGGGGAACAUCCCGAUGAUGUCUUUGCUGCUGGAGAGCGGUGCCAACAUCGAUGUUCAGGAGGGCACAAGUGGGAAGACCCCAUUGCACUUGGCCGUGGAGUGCCACAACCACAGGGCUGUGCAGUUCCUGCUGCACCAUGGGGCAUACGUGGACGCACAGAUGUACAAUGGGUGCACCCCACUCCACCUCGCUGUGGGUCGCAAGGAUGCUGCCAUUGCCGCCAUGCUCUCGCACUGUGGGGCUGACACUCUGCUGAGGAACAUGGAGGAUGAGACAGCCCAGGACCUCGCUGAUGGCAACGAUGAUCUCCUCGCCUUGCUGCCCUUCGAUGACCUGAAGAUAUCAGGGAAGCCUGUGGUGUGCUCUGAAUGAGCGGCUGGACUCCUUUGGCCUGUUGGGCUGUCUCCUUGCCCUGUGCUGCUGCCUCCUGGGACCUUGUCUGCCUGCAGUUCAGUGGGAGCAGCACCACUGUGGGACACAGUGAGCUCUCCUCUUUGGAAAAGUUUUGUUGUCCUCAGGCUGCCUUCCCAGAGGGAAGAAGGCAGCACUAUGAGCACUACACAGGGGGGGCUUUUCCUUGAGUAUUUAUGCCCAGCAGCAGGACUGAACAGGAGUCUCAAAGUUACACAGGGAAGGAGCAGGAGACGACUUCUUUUCAUGCUACAUGGUGGACAGAGCAUCCUCUGGCAUACCCCCAAACGCCAUCAGAGUAAGCAUGGGGUGAGGUGAAUGAACACUCACUCUAAUAAACGUUUGUUCUUGCUGUGGGCA
Neopsephotus bourkii (Bourke's parrot) is the source of this 1598-nucleotide messenger RNA. RefSeq names its product NFKB inhibitor epsilon (gene NFKBIE). NCBI's taxonomy places the organism in Eukaryota, Metazoa, Chordata, Aves, Psittaciformes, Psittacidae. The transcript is spliced from 6 exons. The record is from RefSeq and is a predicted model, not a curated record. Bases 117 to 1199 code for a protein of 360 amino acids. Gene Ontology annotation, molecular function: protein binding.